AUCCUCCUGUUUCAUCAUAGAAAACUAGAGAAUACGGCCAUCAAGAUAAUUUUUAAAUAUGAUUUGGAAUUCAAGUGUUGACUAACGAGUUACCUUUUAUGGAAUGAUCGAUUUCGACUUUGAGACUAUCGAUAACAUAACAUUGGGACUGUCAGUGCAAAACGUAAACAUGAACCAAGAUAAUAGCAGUAUGCAAAUGGACCCAAAACUGGCGCUGCGUCUUCUCGCCGAGGGGGCCGUGCUCGCCAUUACUGGAGUGCCUGUGGGUACCGAAUUCGGCAUUGAUUUGUGUGCAUAUACCAUAGGUCCCGAUUUUCGGGGCGUUAAGAUGAUCCCGCCCGGCCUGCACUAUGUGUGGUGUGCAUCGCGUGGACCUUACGGCGAUACAGCACCACGUGUGGGCUUCGCUCACUAUUUUCAAAUCAACGAAAUUGUCGUGCGCGAAUGGGAUCACGAUCUAGAGGAGCUACGCCCGCGCAAAAUAGCCGAACCAGAAGUGGAGCGCGAACGUAUACGUAAGAAUCUGCCACAGUUGGAGCGUUUGUUGGCACCCUACGAUUAUCGCUAUGUGUGCCAAUGGAAAGACCUAACCGGCAGCGUAACAGAAUCCUGCGUCGAACGCUGUCAGCCAGCCCUAGGCACUAUACGCACCAACAUUGAAUUACAAUCAUGCCCAGAUGCGGAGAGACCACGUGGCGGUGUCGCCGGUAGCAUUAGUAGCAGACGUAACGUAGCCCACAAACUGAUGCUGGACGAGAACGACUUACUGCCCGAUUUGAAGCCAGUGGAGGGUACAGCGCCACGUUUCACCCCCGUGCCCGCACGGGUGCCGUCGAAUGCUCCACCGGCGGAUGUCUCAAGACAUGCUAUAGACUGCAUAGACGCCGUUGAUGCAUUGCUCGAAAGUUUCAAUACUGUCGAUGCACUCAUCGAGGAGUUGCAACUGGCCUUUGUUUUCUUUUUGGUAGGAUAUUCGGUCGAAUCACUGGCCCACUGGCGAAAAAUCCUUGCCCUGCUCGCUCACUCGGAGUCGGCGGUAGGUAAACACAAAUUGUGUUACAUGAAAUAUAGCGAAGUGUUGGCCCAUCAAUUGCCGCAUUUACCUGAGGAGCUAAUCCCGCCCAGUGAGCGUAAUACCGUGUACAAAGAUGUACGGGAGCUGCUUGUAAAUCUGCAUGCGGGUGGCUUGAGCGUGAGCGCAGAGCGUCUGAUGAAACGCCUAAGUAAGGAGCUGCACUGGCAAUUUGAGGGAUUGCUUGAUGAAGACCCCGAUGAACAGCCGGUGGUUAUUGAAUUGCGCGAUGAAGAGCUUCCCGCCUUAACGCAAUGAAUGCUGCGUUCGCAAAUAGCUCCAUAAAUCGCGUGCUGUGCGUAUACUGACCAUAAACUGACACAGUUUGGUCUCUAUCAAGCAGAGUAUGAUGAACUUAGCGCGUUUGUCCUUAAGUAUCGACUGCAAAUAGGAGGCACAUAAAAUACGGAUAUUAUACUCCAAAAAAAGGAACAAUUACACACUCACCUCCUCAGUGUUCUCUGGACCAUGCUCGACAACGCUCCAAAGAUCCUCGGAUUCCAAAUAGGCGCGCACUGUCAUCGACCAUGCCUUGUAAUUGUCCAGACCUUUGAGCUUCUCGAUUUGUAACUGCAAUGCCAUGUCUUGCUGCGGCUCCAGACGUUUCACAAAUAAAUCGUUACCCGUUCUUUCUAUGCCCAUUUUUCAGCCUGUCUCUGGUUGUCGAUUUUGUGUUGGUAGAUUUUCAAAUAUAGAUAUAAGUGUAAAUACAGUAAAGAUUCGCUAAUAGCUAACUAAUAUAUUUUAUAAACCAUUAAUUUAUUCUGUUUGACUGUUAUUCGGCUUGAAAA
This is a messenger RNA of Scaptodrosophila lebanonensis, 1863 nucleotides long. Its product is annotated as protein AAR2 homolog. Gene Ontology annotation, biological process: spliceosomal tri-snRNP complex assembly. The transcript has 3 exons. The record is from RefSeq and is a predicted model, not a curated record. Bases 104 to 1330 code for a protein of 408 amino acids. NCBI's taxonomy places the organism in Eukaryota, Metazoa, Arthropoda, Insecta, Diptera, Drosophilidae.